This is a messenger RNA of Megalobrama amblycephala (Wuchang bream), 1764 nucleotides long. RefSeq lists its product as uncharacterized. The record is from RefSeq and is a predicted model, not a curated record. The transcript is spliced from 2 exons. Bases 1 to 1764 code for a protein of 587 amino acids. NCBI's taxonomy places the organism in Eukaryota, Metazoa, Chordata, Actinopteri, Cypriniformes, Xenocyprididae.
AUGGCGGUGCAGGCAAUUCAGGGGACCAUGGCAUUGCAGGCAGUUCAGGGGGCCAUGGCGGGGCAGGCAGUUCAGGGGACCAUGGCGGGGCAGGCAGUUCAGGGGGCCAUGGUGGGGCAGGCAGUUCAGGGGACCAUGGCAGUGCAGGCAGUGCAGGCAGUUCAGGGGACCAUGGCAGUGCAGGCAGUUCAGGGGACCAUGGCAGUGCAGGCAGUUCAGGGGACCAUGGCGGUGCAGGCAGUUCAGGGGACCAUGGUGGUGCAGGCAAUUCAGGGGACCAUGGCGGGGCAGGCAGUUCAGGGGGCCAUGGCGGUGCAGGCACUUCAAGGGACCAUGGCGGUGCAGGCAGUUCAGGGGACCAUGGUGGUGCAGGCAGUUCAGGGGACCAUGGUGGGGCAGGCAAUUCAGGGGACCAUGGUGGGGCAGGCAGUUCAGGGGGCCAUGGCGGUGCAGGCAGUUCAGGGGACCAUGGUGGUGCAGGCAGUUCAGGGGGCCAUGGCGGUGCAGGCAGUUCAGGGGACCAUGGUGGUGCAGGCAGUUCAGGGGACCAUGGUGGUGGCAGGCAAUUCAGGGGACCAUGGCGGGGCAGGCAGUUCAAGGGGCCAUGGCGGUGCAGGCAGUUCAGGGGACCAUGGUGGUGCAGGCAGUUCAGGGGACCAUGGUGGUGCAGGCAAUUCAGGGGACCAUGGUGGGGCAGGCAGUUCAGGGGGCCAUGGCGGUGCAGGCAGUUCAGGGGACCAUGGCGGUGCAGGCAGUUCAGGGGGCCAUGGCGGUGCAGGCAGUUCAGGGGACCAUGGUGGUGCAGGCAGUUCAGGGGACCAUGGUGGUGCAGGCAAUUCAGGGGACCAUGGUGGGGCAGGCAGUUCAGGGGGCCAUGGCGGUGCAGGCAGUUCAGGGGACCAUGGUGGUGCAGGUAGUUCAGGGGGCCAUGGCGGUGCAGGCAGUUCAGGGGACCAUGGUGGUGCAGGCAGUUCAGGGGACCAUGGUGGUGCAGGCAAUUCAGGGGACCAUGGCGGGGCAGGCAGUUCAGGGGGCCAUGGCGAUGCAGGCAGUUCAGGGGACCAUGGUGGUGCAGGCAGUUCAGGGGACCAUGGUGGUGCAGGCAAUUCAGGGGACCAUGGCGGGGCAGGCAGUUCAGGGGGCCAUGGCGGUGCAGGCAGUUCAGGGGACCAUGGUGGUGCAGGCAGUUCAGGGGCCAUGGCGGUGCAGGCAGUUCAGGGGACCAUGGCGGUGCAGGCAGUUCAGGGGACCAUGGUGGUGCAGGCAAUUCAGGGGACCAUGGCGGUGCAGGCAGUUCAGGGGACCAUGGCGGGGCAGGCAGUUCAGGUGGCGGUGCAGGCAGUUCAGGGGACCAUGGUGGUGCAGGCAGUUCAGGGGACCAUGGUGGUGCAGGCAAUUCAGGGGACCAUGGCGGGGCAGGCAGUUCAGGGGGCCAUGGCGGUGCAGGCAGUUCAGGGGACCAUGGUGGUGCAGGCAGUUCAGGGGACCAUGGUGGUGCAGGCAAUUCAGGGGACCAUGGUGGGGCAGGCAGUUCAGGGGACCAUGGCGGUGCAGGCAGUUCAGGGGACCAUGGUGGUGCAGGCAGUUCAGGGGGCCAUGGCGGUGCAGGCAGUUCAGGGGACCAUGGUGGUGCAGGCAGUUCAGGGGACCAUGGUGGUGCAGGCAAUUCAGGGGACCAUGGCGGUGCAGGCAGUUCAGGGGCAAGAGAGGCGUGGCCUCCAUGGCCUUAGCCAGAGGCACAAGUCCAAUAGUGUACAGCUGUGA